AUGGCAACCACAACCACAACCCCCAGCCUGCCACCGGGAUACACCCUCCACACGGGCUACCCGCCCGUAGCCGAGUACCGACACCUCCGCUCCGCCUCGGGAUUAACCCCCGUCACCGAAUCCCAGGCCGCCGCCGUCGCCUCGGGCAGCUGGUACGGCUGCUACGUGACCUUCGGGGCCGGGGAAGCGGCGGUGGCCAUGGGCCGCGUGGUCGGCGACGGCGCGUGGUACUUUGUCGUCGCCGACAUGGCCGUGCUGCCGGGGCACCAGCGCCGCGGCCUCGGCGCCGCCGUGCUCGCCGAGCUGGUCGCGCGGAUCCGCGAGCAUGCCCCCGAGGGCGACCCUUAUGUCAGCCUGCUGGCUGACCCGCCGGGUCGGAGGCUGUACUUUGCGAACGGCUUUGUCGAGGCUGCGCCUGCGGAGAUGGGCAUGGUUUUGCCUAAUGAGUGGCGGCGGGGUUGA
Phialemonium atrogriseum is the source of this 462-nucleotide messenger RNA. RefSeq lists its product as uncharacterized. The transcript has a single exon. Bases 1 to 462 code for a protein of 153 amino acids. Gene Ontology annotation, molecular function: acyltransferase activity, transferring groups other than amino-acyl groups. The record is from RefSeq and is a predicted model, not a curated record. NCBI's taxonomy places the organism in Eukaryota, Fungi, Ascomycota, Sordariomycetes, Cephalothecales, Cephalothecaceae.